Messenger RNA from Aspergillus chevalieri, 1386 nucleotides. RefSeq lists its product as uncharacterized. The coding region runs from base 1 to 1386 and encodes 461 amino acids. The record is from RefSeq and is a predicted model, not a curated record. The transcript is spliced from 5 exons. Gene Ontology annotation, biological process: amino acid transmembrane transport. NCBI's taxonomy places the organism in Eukaryota, Fungi, Ascomycota, Eurotiomycetes, Eurotiales, Aspergillaceae. Gene Ontology annotation, molecular function: amino acid transmembrane transporter activity. Gene Ontology annotation, cellular component: vacuolar membrane.
AUGGUCCUCCAAGGCGUCGCUCCUGCUGAAGAACCCAUCGAGUCCAAGCAGGUCACCGACAAGUAUGACGCCGAUCUGGAAGAGAACGACAUCAAGCCUGUCCAGCCUGUCGACAACCACUAUGUCGACCCUUUCACCACCGAUGAGGCCUCGGCCGUCAAGUACAAGUCGUUGAAGUGGUGGCAGUGCGGCAUGUUCAUGAUCGCUGAAUCCGUCUCGCUGGGUGUUCUCUCCUUGCCAGCGACUCUGGCUGCCAUUGGUUUGGUGCCCGCCGUCAUCAUCAUCGUCGGUCUUGGUAUCGUCGCCCUCUACACCGGAUACACCAUCGGCCAGUUCCGUGCCCGUUACCCUCACAUCCACAACCUCGCUGACGCCGGCGAGAUCAUCAUGGGUCGCUUUGGUCGGGAGCUGUUCGGUUUUGGCCAGCUACUCUUCUCCAUCUUCAUCAUGGGGAGCCAUAUCGUCACCUUCACGACCAUGAUGAACACCAUCACCGACCACGGAACCUGCUCCAUCGUUUUCGGUGUCGUGGGCAUGAUCAUCUGCAUGGUUCUCUCCUUGCCCCGGACCAUCAAGAACAUGACCUACAUCUCCAUUGCCUCCUUUAUCAGUAUCUUCACCGCCGUCCUGAUCACCAUGAUCUCCGUCGGUGUCCAGUUCAAGGGCGGCGACAUCAACAUCACCACCGAGACCAACCUCUACCACUCUUUCACCGCCGUCACCAACAUCGUCUUCGCCUACUGCGCCCACGUCGCCUUCUUUGGUCUCAUUGCCGAGAUGGAGAAGCCCCAGGACUUUCCCAAGGCGCUUUGCAUGCUGCAAAUCUUUGAAAUUUGCCUGUACGUCAUGGCUGCCGUCGUCAUUUACUACUUUGUCGGCAACGACGUCGCUUCGCCAGCUCUGGGUUCCGCCGGUCCCAUCAUGAAGAAGGUCGCCUAUGGAAUUGCCAUUCCGACCAUUAUCGGUGCCGGUGUCGUCAACGGUCACGUCGGUUUGAAAUACCUCUAUGUCCGCAUCUGGCGCAAGAACCCUCAGCGCAUGGGCGGUCACGAUCUGGUCUCGGUCGGCUCCUGGGUUGCCAUCGGGUUGACCUGCUGGAUCAUUGCCUGGAUCAUCGCAGAGGGUAUCCCGAGUUUCAGCAACUUGUUGAGUUUGAUUAGUGCGCUGUUUGCGAGCUGGUUUAGUUUCGGUCUUGGUGGUGUGUACUGGUUGCACCUCAACUGGGGUCGGUACUUUUCUUCUCCCCGCAAGAUCGCCUUGACGAUCAUUAACGCUCUGAUCGUGGGCAUUGGCGCAACGAUAUGCGGGCUCGGACUGUAUGUGUCGGGCAAAGCCAUCCACGACGACUCCUCCAAGGCCAGCUUUACAUGCGCCAACAAUGCUUGA